AUGUCUGCAUCUACGAGUAAAGACAUCCAUACAUCUCGCCUGUGUUUCACUUUAAAUAUUUAUUUCUCUCUCUCUCUCUCUCUCUCUCUCUCUCUCUCUCUCUCUCUCUCUCUCUCUUCUCUCUCUUUCACUCUCACUCUCUCUCUCCCACUCUCUCUCUCUCUCUCUCUCUCUCUCUCUCUCUCUGUACGCGCGUGUGGAUGUGUAUAUUUCUCUCUCUUUAUCAUCCUUUUUCUCACUCUUUCUCUGUUUAUAUCUCUCUCACUCUCACUGUAUAUGUGUCUAUUUUUCUCUCCUACUCCCUCUUUCUCUCUCUCUCUUACUCUGUAUGUAUAUGUGUGUGUGUGUGUAUGUGGAUAUGUAUAUUUAUCAUUCUCAUUCACUGUCACGUUCUCUCUCUAUCUAUCUCUCGUUCCUUCUCUCUGUGUAUCUGUCUGUUUCUCUCUCUCUCUCUCUCUCUCUCUCUUUUACACUGUGUGUGUGAAUGUGGAUAUUUCUCUCUCUCUCUCACUUUUUUCAUUCUCUCUCUCCCUCUCUCUCUCUCUCUCUCUCUCUCUCUCUCUCUCUCUCUUUCUCUGUGUGGAUAUGUCUAUUUCACUUGUAAAUACUGCAUACAAGGGAUGA
This is a messenger RNA of Acanthosepion pharaonis, 624 nucleotides long. The record is from the annotation of a GenBank genome assembly. Lineage: Eukaryota; Metazoa; Mollusca; Cephalopoda; Sepiida; Sepiidae.